AAAUCCCUGUGGGGGCUGCUGGGACGUCACAGAAGGUGAAAGUCUGGCCCAGCAGCCUUCCCCAGCCAGGCAAGAAGCAACAAGGUUCAAGAAUACACUGCUCCAGGCUCCGAGGGUCCUGAACGUUCAGGAAGUUGGUGCGGACAAUGUUCAUCUUGCUUGUGUUAGUAACUGGGGUUUCUGCUUUCACCACUCCAACAGUGGUGCACACAGGACAGGUUUCUGAAUCUCCCGUUACAUCAGAGAAGCACACAGUCCAUGGAGACAACUGCCAGUUUCGUGGCAGAGAGUUCAAAUCUGAAUUGAGGCUGGAAGGUGAACCUGUGGUUCUGAGGUGCCCCCUGGCACCUCGCUCCAACAUCUCCAGCAGUUCCCACAGCCUUCUGACCUGGAGUAAAUUGGACUCUACUCAGCUGAUCCCAGGAGAUGAGCCAAGGAUGUGGGUGAAGGGUAACACACUCUGGGUUCUUCCAGCAGUGCAGCAAGAUUCUGGUACCUACAUUUGCACAUUCAGAAACGCAUCGCACUGUGAGCAAAUGUCUGUGGAACUCAAGGUCUUUAAGAAUACUGAAGCGUCUCUGCCUCUUGUCUCCUACUUGCAAAUCUCAGCUCUCGCCACCACGGGGUUAUUAGUGUGCCCUGACCUGAAAGAAUUCAUCUCCAGCAACGCUGAUGGAAAGAUACAGUGGUAUAAGGGCUCCAUACUUUUGGAUAAAGGCAAUAAGGAAUUUCUGAGUGCAGGAGACCCCACACGCCUAUUGAUAUCCAACACAUCCAUGGACGAUGCAGGUUAUUACAGAUGUGUUAUGACACUUACCUACAAUGGCCAGGAAUACAACAUCACUAGGAAUAUUGAGCUCCGGGUCAAAGGAACAACCACGGAACCCAUCCCUGUCAUCAUUUCUCCCUUGGAGACAAUACCAGCCUCAUUGGGGUCAAGACUGAUAGUCCCGUGCAAAGUGUUUCUGGGAACUGGUACAUCUUCCAGCACCAUUGUGUGGUGGAUGGCUAACAGCACGUUUAUCUCGGCGGCUUACCCAAGAGGCCGUGUGACCGAGGGGCUACACCACCAGUACUCAGAGAAUGAUGAGAACUAUGUGGAAGUGUCGCUGAUUUUUGAUCCAGUCACAAAGGAGGACCUGAAUACAGAUUUUAAAUGUGUUGCCUCGAAUCCACGGAGUUCUCAGUCACUCCAUACCACAGUGAAAGAAGUCUCUUCCACGUUCUCCUGGGGCAUUGCGCUGGCACCUCUGUCUCUGAUCAUCUUGGUUGUGGGGGCAAUGUGGAUGCGCAGACGGUGUAAACGCAGGGCUGGGAAGACAUAUGGGCUGACCAAGCUACAGACUGACAACCAGGACUUCCCUUCCAGCCCAAACUAAAUAAAGGAAAUGAAAUAA
Mus pahari (shrew mouse) is the source of this 1397-nucleotide messenger RNA. RefSeq names its product interleukin 1 receptor type 2 (gene Il1r2). The record is from RefSeq and is a predicted model, not a curated record. Gene Ontology annotation, molecular function: interleukin-1 binding; interleukin-1, type II, blocking receptor activity. The transcript has 9 exons. The coding region runs from base 147 to 1379 and encodes 410 amino acids. Lineage: Eukaryota; Metazoa; Chordata; Mammalia; Rodentia; Muridae.